AUGACAAGGCAUAAGAACGCCAAACUGACUCACUGGCUAUACAUUCUAAUAUUCAUCAAAAUUGGAAAAAGUUGGUUACCCAGCUAUGAAUCCGACAUGGUAGCAUUCUACUUAUUACUAUACGAAAACAAAUAUAAAGAUCUCCACUCGCCAGCCCUCAUUGCUGCAGGAUUCUUUGUUUUGGUGGCGCUGAUCCUUUCCCUCCUCCUAACUUACCAGCAUCUCAGAUCAUACACCAACCCAUCUGAGCAAAAAUGGAUUGUUGCUGUUAUUUUUAUGGUUCCAGUCUAUGCAACUGAAUCUAUUCUAUCAUUGUGGAAUACGAAGUUAUCCCUUGCUUGCGACAUCUUAAGAAACUGCUACGAAGCUUUCGCCCUUUAUUCUUUUGGUAGUUACUUGAUUGCAUGCCUUGGCGGUGAACUGAAAGUCGUAGAACUGCUUGAAGAUGAAUCAAGGAAAGAAAUUAGCAAGCCAUUGCUAGAAGGAGAUGAGAAUACCGAGUUGCAAAGAAGAACAUUUUGCAAAUUUAUCCUUCAUCCAUCUGCUCUUGGAAAGGACUUAUUCACAAUAAUAAAAUUUGGUCUAGUCCAAUAUAUGAUUUUGAAGGCUGUAUGUGCAUUAUUAGCACUUAUACUGGAGUUCUUUGGCGUGUAUGGUGAUGGAGAGUUUAAAUGGUAUUAUGGGUACCCCUAUAUCACAAUAGUAUUGAAUUUCAGCCAGAUGUGGGCGCUAUAUUGCCUCGUUCAAUUUUACAAUGUGACUCAUCAAAGACUUGAGGCAAUAAAACCCCUUUCGAAGUUCAUUAGCUUUAAGGCUAUUGUAUUUGCGACAUGGUGGCAAGGUGUAGGUAUCGUUUUAUUGUGUCAUUUUGGAGUCCUUCCAAGAGGAGGAAAAUUUCAAACUGAAUUGCAGGAUUUUCUGAUCUGCAUAGAGAUGGCAGUCGCGGCUAUUGCUCACAUCUUCGUCUUCUCUGCAAAACCGUACUAUUUCGUACCUGUAUCUGAGGACGGAGAGAUUACCACCCAAAAGAGAGAAGCUGUGCUGAAGAUAGAAGAGGGCAAUGAGGAAAAGCCAGCUCUUAUUGAAAAGAGGGAAACUGAGGUUAAGGCUCCUGGGACGAGUGUCAAAGAGAGCGUACAAGAUAUUGUGGUUGAAGGAGGUCAAAAGGUUGUCAAAGAUGUUGUCUUGACCAUAAACCAGGCAAUUGAACCGGUACACGAGGGCAUGACAAAGAUCCAAGAAACUUUUCACCAAAUAUCAGUAUCAGGGGACGGUGAAGAUGAGCCGGAAGCGAAGGUUGAGGAAAUUGAAGAGAAGAUCACCGUUGAAUCUGAAGUUUAA
Molecule: messenger RNA, 1341 nt
Organism: Fraxinus pennsylvanica
Lineage: Eukaryota; Viridiplantae; Streptophyta; Magnoliopsida; Lamiales; Oleaceae
Source: the annotation of a GenBank genome assembly